AUGAGCAAGACUCUUGCACAAGACCAGCUCCGGAUCUUCCUGGAUGGCGAGCUACCUCACGAUGGAUUCAAUCAACCACACCACUACAAACCUGGCCAGAAGAUCAAAGGCACAGCCAGCUACUCGCCUUCGACCGAAGUAAAAGUGCACACCAUGACCAUAAUCUUCAAAGCCACCCUCUACAACGAAGUCAAAGACAGCGGCCAAGCCUCUUACGGCUGCGUGCGCACAGGAAACCAAUCCCUCUUCCGCCACGAGAAGACGAUCCUCCAAGGUCCCCACAAAGUAUCUCCUAAACCUCACGAAUGGGCUUUCGAGUUUGAUCUCCCGGAGAAAAUCAAGGUGCCUUUUGUGGCAGACUUGCAGCCCGUGCCGCCGACUUGGAAUGUGAUUUCGGCGGCGCGAGUGGUGUAUUCGUUGAAGCUGUGUGUGAACCCGCAUCGCAAUACCAAUUCUACACAGAUUGAGCGCGAUAUCAACGUAUGGCCAUUCGAACACAUCGACUUGCCUCUGCCAACACCAGGAACACAACUCUUGCUCGCUCCCGAUCAGCCGAGGAUGAAUGCAAUGACAAGGCGCCGAUCAUCGACUCUGAGUCUAACGCAACAGCUCUCCCGCAGACGCUCUUCUGUCAUUAGUGUUUCCUCUCCACUCAAUCUUGCCAUCUGUCUUCCUUCCUCCCUAGGCGCAUGGCAAAAAUUCGACAUCAAGCUCGUGUGCCACAACAACGACAUUUCCGCAACCUCUGACGCUUCUGCCUCAAACUACAUUCUUCAGACUUGCGAACUGGCUCUCAAAGCCCAGGUCUCGUUUACCAACAACAGACCCCUACCCACCAACACCGACGACCCAAAACCGCCCAGCAUCUCCAUUGCAAAGUUUAAACUCCUCGGUAACGGGCUUGGGAUACCUACUUCUGCAAUCCCGGUCACGGUAAAAAGAGAUAUGAUGCUAGUAGACCUGACACGCGGGGAUGCCUCUAUGCUAGUCCCUGAUUUUGGCAUCGGUGCGUUUUCGCUGACGUAUCUCUGGGAUGUGGUUGUGCAGUUGCAAGAUUCAAAGACGGGGAGUGUAGUGGAGAGGAGAGCGGAAGUGCCGUUGAGUGUUUUGCCUGGUGGGUUGGCAGAGGAUAGGNGGGAUGGGGAUGAAGAUGCGCCGCCAGGGUUUCAUGAGGCGGUGGCGCCGCCGGGGUAUGAAGAAGAAGACGGUGUGUUGUGGGCUGGAGAGAUGCAUACGCCGGCAUACACACUUACAGCUUGA
This is a messenger RNA of Aureobasidium uvarum, 1260 nucleotides long. Lineage: Eukaryota; Fungi; Ascomycota; Dothideomycetes; Dothideales; Saccotheciaceae. The record is from the annotation of a GenBank genome assembly.